This is a messenger RNA of Salvelinus namaycush (lake trout), 1636 nucleotides long. Its product is annotated as apoptosis facilitator Bcl-2-like protein 14. Bases 245 to 1024 code for a protein of 259 amino acids. Gene Ontology annotation, biological process: regulation of apoptotic process. The record is from RefSeq and is a predicted model, not a curated record. Lineage: Eukaryota; Metazoa; Chordata; Actinopteri; Salmoniformes; Salmonidae. The transcript is spliced from 7 exons.
UUCGCCAGAAAAAUGUAGGAGGAAGUAGAAUGUAACGUAGAAUGCCCCGUUAUGGAUCUCAAAUCUAGUUAUGGUUCCUUAUUCAAGGUGAAAGCAUCAUCAGAUAUUUGGUGAAAUAAUUUAUAGCGCCAUGGACCGUUUGGCCAACAUGACAGAGAGGAGGAUGGUAUUGGUGUUCAACUAGUCUACAACUAGCAUCCUGCAGUGUUCCAGGCUGUCUGGUUGUGUGUGGCGUGGCAGUGAGAUGGAGAACCAUGCAACAGCAGGGGCCACCGUGGAUGCAUGCGGAGUGGACCAACGUAGCGAUGAGUAUCGGCUGCUCAUGGCUUACUGUGGCAAGAGGAAGAGGCAGCGGUCUGUCCCAAUGCCUCAAUUUCAAGGCCUCAUUCAAAAAGAAGGUCCUCCUCCAUCCAGACAUAAUGCUACAUUUUAUGAGACCGGUCCCAUACACCGAGGAUUUCGAAGUUGUGCUCCGUCCAGACAUGGCCGAAUGGCAGCAGCUGCUGGAGCUGCAGGAGGAGUGGGCAAUACCUUGAAUGGAGUAGCAGGCAGGUUGACUCAGAUUGCAGACUCUGUGCAGAUCACAACAGACGACAUAGAGUCAGACGGGACAGAUGAUCAACAUGAUGUCAUCCGAAGACUAGUGGAGUUGCUGAAGGCGUCUGGAGACAAGCUGAAUGAGGAGAUCAAGAGUAACCACAUCUUGCAGAGGCACCUCCAGACUUCCUUCACUUACAGUCUGUUUGAGACGGUGACCUCCACCCUGCUCCAGGGAGUGACAGGGGUAGAGGGUGAUGGUCCUGUAGCCCAGACAGGCUACCCUGCCCCUGAGAAGGAGGAGAGGGUCCAGAGGGAGCAGAUUGCCCUGGCCUGCGAGGUGACUAGCAAGCUAUCUGCCCUGGACCUCCACCCCAUGAGCCGGGCCAUGGGCUUUGGGACACGCUACCUCCAGGAGCACCACACGGCCUGGGUGAAGAAACACGGGGGCUGGAAUAACGUGUUUGACAGUGAAGACACUGAUUAGACCUGCCAGGCAUUUCAGCUGCUUCAACCAUUCAUGGGAACCAAUUUACAUUUUUAUGAAGAUUUUGCUGAAUAUUAAAUGUUUAAUUUGCUCCUAAAACUAUGGAUUCACUUACUGUUCUUACAUUAAUAAGGCUGUUUCUUAGUGAAACUGACUACAUUUUGUUCAUGUUAAAGAGAUCCUUCAAAAGUUAUGUACUGUUAGAUACUGAACAUUGGUCCCAAUUUAGACUUGAAAUAAACAGGCUUAACAUGGACUUAAGUUGUUGUUUUUUUGACUAAAGUCCAUGUUAAGUCACCUUGUCUCAAGUUUUUAAAUAUUAGGGCCUAUACUGAAUGUAUAGCUUUCUUGAUGUUUGGAUUUAUCUUAAACUCUAAAAUGACAUUGAACCUGUGAUUUAUGAAUGAACUGCUUAGUGUGGAUUAUCAAUGAAUUGCCUUGAAAUGGUUGUAUGUGGAAAUGAACCUCUAUCCCACAAACAGUUUUUUUUAUAUUACAACAGAAAGUAGUGUUAAUGAGAUAUGUUGCUAUUCCAGUGGUGUUACUGUGAUAAAGUACACAUUAUUUGAUACCAUAAAGGAAUUAAAGAUUUGUUUUGUCAUUUAAUAGUCA